This is a messenger RNA of Solanum pennellii, 1066 nucleotides long. RefSeq names its product BAHD acyltransferase At5g47980-like. The record is from RefSeq and is a predicted model, not a curated record. The transcript is spliced from 4 exons. Lineage: Eukaryota; Viridiplantae; Streptophyta; Magnoliopsida; Solanales; Solanaceae.
AUGGAGAAAAAAGUAGAGAUAACAUCACAAAAUUUGAUAAAACCUAAAGUUUGUCAUUUUGAAUCCUUCAGUUUUUCAGCUCUAGAUCAACUUGCUCCCCUUCCUCACUAUCCAAUUUUUCUAUACUAUCCAAAUGAUAAUAAAAAAUCAACCAACAUAUCAACAAAAUCCCAACAACUAAAAAAUUCAUUAUCCAAAAUUCUAUCUGAUUUUUAUCCAUUUGCUGGUAGAUUAAUCAAUGAAAACACUUCAAUAAGUUUCAAUAAUCACAAUAAUGAUGAUUUUGGUGUAUUAUUUAUUGAAGCUUUUGCACAUAACUAUAAUCUCCAAUAGGAUAUUCUUCUCUCAGGCAUUAAAACAAACACUUGUGGACACUUUCUCCCAACACUUGAUUCACUAUUGCAAACUCAUUUGUUGAUUGUUCAAGUCACAUUCUUUGAAUGUGGAGGCAUGAUUCUAGGUUGUUGGGUUUCUCAUAAGUUAUCCGACGCUACGUCUAUUUGUAGUUUCAUCAAUAACUGGGCAUCCACUGCUCGAGAAGCAGCAGUGGAUGCCCAGUUAUUGAUGAAACUACAAAUAGACUUAUUACUGACCCCUGAUUUUAAAACAGGGGUCAAAAUCUUCCCACCUACCCAAAAACCCUAUCCAUCACCAUUCACUAACUUCAUUUUUAAUAAACAACAACUCGUUUCGAAGAUCUUCUUGUUUAAUGGACCUAGCAUCGCGAAUCUCAAGACUAAAGCUUUAUCUAAGGAUGUACCUAGCCCUACGCGUGUUGAAGCCGCGUCAGCUCUGAUAUGGAAAUGUGCGACUGUCUCAUCUAAAAGCAGCUCUGGUUUGUUGAUCAUAUCUCCUUCCUAGCGGUACAUGGCGCGAAUCUGGCUUAUAUGGGUUGUUAUUGUAUUGUAUUAUGUUGUUAAUUUAAAUAUGAUGUUUGUUUUGAUUGUUACUUGUUGUUAAACCGAUGAAAAGUCUCGUCUUGUUUGAUUUGAUGUGAUCAUAUUGUUGCCUUUUUUGCUUAAUCAUUUUAUUUUUUACUCAUAAUCUAUAAUCUUAUUGUCCUUUA